This is a messenger RNA of Penicillium mononematosum, 564 nucleotides long. RefSeq names its product gamma-glutamyl cyclotransferase gliK (gene gliK). The coding region runs from base 1 to 564 and encodes 187 amino acids. Gene Ontology annotation, molecular function: gamma-glutamylcyclotransferase activity. The transcript has a single exon. The record is from RefSeq and is a predicted model, not a curated record. NCBI's taxonomy places the organism in Eukaryota, Fungi, Ascomycota, Eurotiomycetes, Eurotiales, Aspergillaceae.
AUGGCUGGCGACAAGGGCAUUUGGUACUUCGCCUAUGGCUCCAACAUGCGCUCGUCCGUUAUGAAACGACGAGGAAUCACUGCGCUGGAUGCCAAAUUGGUUGUUGUUCCCUCGCACUAUCUCACGUUUGACAUUUUCGGGAUCCCCUACGCGGAACCCUCUUUUGCUAGUAUCGCCGCCUUCGUGCCAGAAAAAGUCACGAUACUGCAAACAGCAUCCCCUGCAAGGCACACAUUGGUCCCUGCCGCACACGGUGUCGCAUACCUCUUGACCCCUGCAGAUUACCGCCAGCUAGUAAUCAGCGAGGGUGGUGGAGUCGCAUAUGAUGAAAUCGAAGUCGAUGCCGAAAUCCUCCAUCUGGAUGAUGGUGGGCAUGAGCCAACGAAGUUGGUGGCGCGGACUCUACAGGCCAAAUACCCCUGGGAGCCCAAUGGGUCUCCCAGCGCACGAUAUCUUGUUUGUCCACCUCCCGCGAUCCAUCGGGAGAAUCUCCAAUCUCCCCUAGCAAUUAAUCGAGCUAAUCCUCUCCGGUUAUUCCGUGAUCUUAUAGGGCCUCCUCUCUGA